This is a messenger RNA of Lodderomyces beijingensis, 984 nucleotides long. NCBI's taxonomy places the organism in Eukaryota, Fungi, Ascomycota, Pichiomycetes, Serinales, Debaryomycetaceae. The record is from the annotation of a GenBank genome assembly.
AUGACGGUUGCAAAAUUUGUCAAGAACCCGCACCCUUUCCCAGCGUUUUUCUUUAGCCACGGCGGACCAACUUUUAUGUACGAGGACGACCCGUUUGGCAACAAGGGCGCAUGGAGGACAAUCAAGAAACUCGGUGCUGAAAUCAAAACGAAAUGGAAGCCCGACUACAUCAUUGUCGUGAGUGCCCAUUGGCAAAGCGUGAAACCGAAACUCAUUGAAAUAAACAAAGUCAAGGGCAAGGGCAAGGGCAAAGACAACCAAGAAAAUGAGUUGAUCUAUGACUUUUUUGGGUUCCCCAGCCACAUGUACAAGGAAGAGUUCCACACCAGGAACGAUGAAUUUAUCGCCGACGAGAUCAAGCAAAAAUUGCAAGCAAAUGGAUUCGACUCGCAAGUUGUUGAGAGAGGGGUCGACCAUGGCGUGUGGGUGCCCUUGAAAGUGGCAUUUAGUGACUACAACACCCAAAACACGCGCACGCAGCCAAAGGACAAGCAGCUAGACCUAGAGUGCCCCAUGAUCCAAGUCUCCUUGACUUCGAAUGACCACGACUUUAAGUCGCACUAUAAACUAGGGGAAGUCUUAAACUUCUUUAGAGACAACAAGAUCUGGGAUGAGCGCCAGCAAAAAUAUUUGGCCGGGAUGGUGAUUUGCUCGGGGAUGUCGGUACACAAUUUGAGGGAUUUGGGGGCGGCCAUGAGAAGACCAGAUGGACUUAUGCCCUAUGUCAAGCCAUUCAACAAGAUCUUGACAGAUAUACUUGAAAAAAGGGAAGGCGGCGACACGUUGAAAGAGUUGACCAAUUUACAGUUGCAGCCUAUUUUCAGACAGGCUCAUCCUACUUUUGAGCAUUUCUUGCCCGUGGUUGUUGCGAGCGGAAUUGCCAAUGACUCAAAGGACAAUAUAAAGGAGCUCUACAAUGCUGAAACGGCCAGUCUUGGAUGGGGCAUCUACCAAGUUGGCGAAGCUCCAAAAGCCUCGCUUUGA